Messenger RNA from Achroia grisella, 1203 nucleotides. RefSeq lists its product as uncharacterized. The record is from RefSeq and is a predicted model, not a curated record. Bases 1 to 1203 code for a protein of 400 amino acids. The transcript has a single exon. Lineage: Eukaryota; Metazoa; Arthropoda; Insecta; Lepidoptera; Pyralidae.
AUGGCGAGUAUAAAUAAAGAAAACGGAAUAGGGUCGCUGCCCGGGGGCCGCCGGGGCACGUCUACAACUGGCGGUAGGCGUGACAGAAUGCAAGCCAGCCGACCGGCCACACCACCUGGCCGGUCCGACCCCUUGCCAUCGACAUCAGCUGGCUUGGCACCGGCAGGGCCGUCACAGGCCCAGCAAUCGGCGCCCGCCACUGGUGGUACACGUCGCAUGAGAUGGUCGAGAGCCAUGAAUGAAGACCUCAUGCGAGCGUUCUACAGGGCUACAGGGACGGAAACAGGCAGAACAGGAUACAGGGCAGUAAUGCACCGCGAGUUUCUGCGUCUUUUACCGGAGCUAAUCGUCUCGGAACAGAACCUAGCCGAUAGAGUUCGGUACAUACAGCGCUCUGGUAUGUUUAGCGCGACCGAACUCGAACGAUUGCGAAGUGAAGUUGUUCCAGAAGCAGACCCCACGACCGUGGAGCAACCCAUCUCAGACGUGCUACCUAACGUAGAGAUGGUUGCCGAAAGGCCUUCAGAAGCGGAUGCGGACGGAACAACUUCCCAGGAUAUAGAGCAUAUGAGGAGCAUACUAGAAGGGGCGAUUCUAGAGAUCCGAAGAACUCCCCUUGAAGAGAGACCGAAGCUUCCCCGGCUACAUCCAAAUGUGGCGACGCGGGAUGCCAUUGAGGCCGCAAAUGGACUGCUGCCUCAAUACCUUGAGGGCAGCAGUGACCUGGGAGAGACGAGUUCAAUCCUCUUUGCCGCUGCAUUGGCAGUAUGCCGAUAUACUAGCGCAAAAAUGCCCCGGGCUGGACGUAAUAUCCAAAGGGAUAAUGCGAAACCAGCCUGGAAAAGAAGGAUUGAGCGACGGAUCACCCAGGCCAGGGUCCUCAUUGGCAGACUGCUCUGCUUCAGGGAGGGCAAUACACGCCCGAGAAUUAUGCGCUCCGUAAAAAAGGCCUUUGCUGGGACAGGUGUACGUCUGUUCCAGCCGGACUUCGGACAAAAACUUACGGAGCGUAUAGACGACCUGAAGCAAAAGGUCGCUGCAUGGGGGAAGCGACUCCGACGGUACUCUGAGAGGGUCGAGAGGUAUCAACAGAAUCGUCUCUUUAUGAGUGAUCAACGGAAGUUUUAUAGAAACUUGGAGCGCCCAAAACUACAGCCCACAGGACAAAGACCCGAAACAGCCAAUUUCGUCGCCUUCUGGUGA